Podospora pseudopauciseta is the source of this 2194-nucleotide messenger RNA. RefSeq names its product E1 ubiquitin-activating protein aos1 (gene AOS1). The coding region runs from base 542 to 1822 and encodes 426 amino acids. The record is from RefSeq and is a predicted model, not a curated record. Gene Ontology annotation, cellular component: cytoplasm; SUMO activating enzyme complex. Gene Ontology annotation, biological process: protein sumoylation. Gene Ontology annotation, molecular function: SUMO activating enzyme activity. Lineage: Eukaryota; Fungi; Ascomycota; Sordariomycetes; Sordariales; Podosporaceae. The transcript is spliced from 2 exons.
AAGUACUUAUUAAACCCGCGUCACGCCAAGCCACACUGGCAUCGCAGCCGUGCAUCGUCCCCAUGAAUCCCGGGAACAUCGUUAAAACCAUCUCUUGACUAGGGAUUACGGAAGACGGCAGUACAGACGAGAAACACUUUGCAAAUUGGCGACACAGGGAAACAAGAAACAAGAAACAAGAAACAAGAGCAAGAUAAUCACAAGAAACGGGAGCCCGAGCUUAUCAGGAACCCCUUCCCUCCUUCCGUCUCUGGUUGGUCCACAAGGCUGCACCGUUUGCCUGGAGUGAUCAACACAACCUGCAGCCACGCGAACUGUCACGUUCAACCUCACACACAGACACACACACCAACACCUCUCUCACUCUCUCAGGAGUGGUCGAUCGUCAUUCCUUUGACUUGGAGCUGGCGUUGGGGGUUUUUACUCCAGACUUUCCUUGACUCUCUGCGGCUUCUCAUUUCGAUUCUUUUCUUGCACCAUCAUCUCCAACCUCAAUUAUCGACUCGACGAGCUCGAGAAACUCACUUGAGGACUGGCCACGAUGGAGGCUCCAACCUCCGAACCAGCCGGCAACCCCAAUGGCACUGGGAACACCCAAAAUCUCACGGUUCCUGUGAUGCAAGAGAACACCAAUGGAUCUGUUCCAGCACCCACCUCGACCAUAUCAAAUGGCAUCAGCGCAGAUGAAAUCGCCCUCUACGACCGACAAAUCCGCCUCUGGGGUCUCAAAGCCCAAGAAUCCAUCCGCAACGCCAACAUCCUCCUCAUAACAAUGAAAGCCCUCGCCAACGAAAUCGCCAAAAACCUCGUCCUAGCCGGCAUCAACUCCCUGACCCUCUGCGACCACUCCCCUGUCCUACCCUCCGACCUCACCUCCCAAUUCUUCCUCCCCUCUGACCGCUCCCCAGUCGGCACCAACCGCGCCAUCGCCGCCUCAACCAACAUCCAACGCCUUAACCCCCGCGUUAGUAUUAACAUCGACACCCUCGACAUCCGCCUCAAACCCCCUUCCUACUUCUCCGCCUUUGACAUCAUCAUCGCCACUGACCUCGACGCUCCCACCCUAAACCUAAUCAACACAGCCACCCGCCUCAACAACCGCAAAUUCUACGCGGCCGGCUCUCACGGGAUGUACGGGUUCUUGUUCUCGGACCUCAUCGAGCACGACUUCAUCAUCUCAAGAUCCAUCUCCAACGUCCCCACCGUGGUAGGACCGGAAUCCCCCACAAGAUCAAUCAUCUCCUCCAGCCCCGACCCCAACGACCCCAAAGUCGAAAACGUCACAAAACGAGAACUCUUUUCAACAUGGCUACUGGCUAGUUCCUCCCCCCUCCCAGCGGAAAUUCUCAAAUCCCCCCGCCGCAAAAAAGUGGUCACCCCUAUUUUGUCUUGUCUGCGAGGGCUCUGGGAGUUUGAAUCGCAGUUUGGCAUUCGGCCCAACCCGAAUGAUAAGGCGCAACUGGCGCAGUUUACGAUUUUGUGCGGGGAGCAGCACAAGGCGCUUGGGCUGCCGGCUGAGACGCUGAGGAGCGAGACGUUGAGGGCAUUUUUGCAGAAUAUUGGGGGGGAGGUCUCGCCUGUGGCGGCGGUGUUGGGGGGGCAGCUGGCGCAGGAUGUGAUUAAUGUGCUUGGGAGGACGCAGCAGCCGAUUCAGAACUUUGUGGUGUUUGAUGGGGAGAGGUCGGAGGCGGGGGUGUAUGCGUUACAUCCGACCGAGGGGGAGUUGGGGAGGGGGUUGUUGCCUAUUAGUGGGGGGCAGCAACAGCAACAGCAACAGCAGCAGCAGCAGAUGGGGAGUGAGGAGGUUAUUGAUUUGAAUUGAGAGGAGGGGGGAAGUGCGGUGUGUUGUUGAAGAUGAUCUGGUGGGAAGGACAUUCUUGGUGAUAGUUGCGAAAGUGACAAUGGCUGAGAUGUUGUGGAUCUUUUUCUCGGUUGGCUUGAGAUAUAGCUGCAGAAGUGAUAAUAGGUGGAUCAUCGCGGUGAUUUGGAAGUGAGACACGAGUGGAUAGGGAUGUUUUACAUACUUCGGGUGCAAAUUCGUUCUUCGGAUAACUUUCAUACAGUCUAGUGUAGGCGGUUGACCUCUAUCAUUUGAGAGUCACCAUGCCUUCGAAAGCAAACAGCAGAAAUAUCAAGAUAAUUACCACAGCUUUAUUCAUCUUUGGCCGUGUCUGCAUUCUCAUUACAUAGGUAC